This is a messenger RNA of Jaculus jaculus (lesser Egyptian jerboa), 1509 nucleotides long. It is a transcript of the gene Fkbp1a, whose product is annotated as FKBP prolyl isomerase 1A. Bases 67 to 393 code for a protein of 108 amino acids. NCBI's taxonomy places the organism in Eukaryota, Metazoa, Chordata, Mammalia, Rodentia, Dipodidae. The record is from RefSeq and is a predicted model, not a curated record. The transcript is spliced from 5 exons. Gene Ontology annotation, molecular function: peptidyl-prolyl cis-trans isomerase activity.
CCGCUCCGGCUGCACGCCGCCCGCCCCGCGUCCGCCGCCGCCGCCGCCGCCGCCGCCGCUGCCGCCAUGGGAGUGCAGGUGGAGACCAUCUCCCCCGGAGACGGGCGCACCUUCCCGAAGCGCGGCCAGACCUGCGUGGUGCAUUACACCGGGAUGCUUGAAGAUGGAAAGAAAUUUGACUCCUCCAGGGACAGAAACAAGCCCUUUAAGUUUAUGCUAGGCAAGCAGGAGGUGAUCCGAGGCUGGGAAGAAGGGGUGGCCCAGAUGAGUGUGGGUCAGAGAGCCAAACUGACUAUUUCCCCAGACUAUGCCUAUGGAGCCACCGGGCACCCAGGCAUCAUCCCACCACAUGCCACUCUCGUCUUUGAUGUGGAGCUUCUGAAACUGGAAUGACAACAGUGGCCUCCUCUCUUAGCUCCCUACACAUGGAUUGGCCAUGGAGGGAUCCGGUGCCUCCAGACGCGCGCACAGGAAUCCGCGAGGAGCUGUUCCCGAUGUCCCACUACACUCUGUAUAGACAUCUACCCGACUGAAUGUGUUCCUCACUCGGCUUUGCUUCUGACACCCAUGUCCUCUUCCCUUUCCCCUUGUAUGUGUGUUUACCUGAACUAGAUGCCAUCAACCUCAAGUUACUCAUUUUGUUUUGGGGUGAAGGAUUCAGUUUCAGUCUUUUGGAUCUAGGUUUCCAAUUAAGUAUAUUGUCAAGUAUUAACAGCACAAACAAUGGGUUAGCUUUAGAAUAGGAAUUGGUGUUGGGGGGUGGGGUUUGCAAGAAUUUUUAUUUUAUUUUAUUUUUUGGAUGAAUUUUUAUCUAUUAUAUAUUAAGACAUUCUUGCUGCUGCGCUGUGAAGCCAUAGCAGAUUUGAGACGCUGUGGAGGGCUGAACUCUUCUCUGUGUGAGAGACGUCCUGUUAAAUUCCAAGCCCUGCUCAAACCGAAGUGGGGAGGGAGGGAGAGGGCUUUGCCUCCACCAGCCUCUCUCACCCUCCCCUGAAACCCACUGCCUUUUACAGCAGGUCACUUUCACUGCGAUGUUGGACACUACAGGUAUCUGUCCCUGGGCCAGCAGGGACCUCUGAAGCCUUCUUCAUGACCUGGCCUAUUUUUUUUUUUCAUCCUAUGUUUUUUCUAAAGGAUUUUCAGGGCUUUUGUAACCUCAUAACUAUUCAAGCUCCACUUCCUAAAUAUUAAGAACUUUAGUCGAAAGUUUAAAUUGAAGGUGCUGUUUGUAGACUUAACACCCAACGAAAGCCCAGUCAUCACGACAAAUCCUUGAGUGUUCUCUAAGAAAAUGAUGCUGGUCAUCGCAGCUUCUGCCUCUCCUGGGUUUUGAUGCUUGGCUCUCUGCUGAUCUCCGUUUCCUGGUUCUCCUCCCUUGUUCCCACCUCACCCUCCUGUCCUGUGUAGUGAUUUGGUGAGAGAAACUAUUGCUUUUGUCCCCAUCCCCUGCACCACAUGAGUUUCAAGUUUUAUUAUUGCAAUAAAAGUGCUUUAUGCUGGCUUUUCUCA